AGAAGAAAAAUAAAUAAAAAUAGUUAAUGAAGCAAAUGAGACGUACGCGAGUGAACACGCACAAAUACAAGCCAGUGAGACAAGACAAGAGGCGCUGCUGCAAAGGUACUAUUAGGAAUCCUUGAAACCAACCAGGCGUAGCUAACAAUUGCAAUAGCAAGCAAGUAUGAGAGCCGCCGCUACUGGUCUUGUCGGAUGAGCCAUCCUGCUUAACAGAGAGAGACAUGGGCAAUUGCGGCACCAGGGAGGAGUCGGCCGUCGUCUCUACAGCCCCCCAAUAUCAAGUUCAGCAGCAGCACCUCCAGCUCCAGGCCUCCUCAUUGUCCUCUAGGCACUCAGCUACCGGAAGAAAGCAGACUCGCUCCUUUUCAGAUCCAAUCGAUUCUUCGACACCGCACAACUUCGAAGAUUUCCGUAAGAACUCCCUGCUCUACACCCACGUCAUUGCUUUUACUCUCUUCGAGCUGGAGACCAUCACGAAGAGCUUCCGCUCUGACUACAUUCUUGGAGAAGGUGGUUUUGGAACAGUCUACAAAGGCUACAUUGAUGAGAAUGUUAGAGUCGGGCUUAAGUCUCUCCCUGUUGCAGUCAAGGUGCUAAACAAAGAAGGUCUUCAAGGCCACCGUGAAUGGCUGACCGAGGUCAACUUCCUUGGCCAGCUCAGGCAUCCUAAUUUAGUGAAGCUGAUAGGUUAUUGCUGUGAGGAUGAUCACAGGUUACUUGUUUAUGAAUUCAUGUUCCGGGGAAGCCUUGAGAAUCACCUGUUCCGAAAAGCUACUGUUCCAUUAUCUUGGUCAACAAGACUGAUGAUUGCUCUUGGGGCAGCUAAAGGGCUUGCUUUCCUUCAUAAUGCUGAAAGGCCUGUUAUUUACCGUGACUUCAAGACAUCUAAUAUUCUGCUAGACUCUGAUUAUAUGGCCAAACUGUCUGAUUUUGGGCUUGCAAAAGCAGGGCCGCAAGGUGAUGAAACCCAUGUAUCAACUAGAGUAAUGGGAACCUAUGGUUAUGCUGCCCCUGAAUACGUCAUGACUGGCCACCUUACUGCGAGGAGUGACGUUUACAGUUUUGGUGUUGUCCUUCUGGAGUUGUUGACAGGAAGGAAGUCUGUGGACAAGACGAGACCAAGCAAGGAGCAAAGUCUUGUAGAUUGGGCUAGACCAAAGCUAAAUGACAAGAGAAAAAUGCUGCAAAUCAUUGACCCUAGAUUAGAGAAUCAAUACUCACUGCGUGCAGCUCAGAAAGCUUGCAGUUUGGCGUACUAUUGCCUGAGCCAGAACCCAAAAGCUAGACCUUUGAUGAGUGACGUGGUUGAAACAUUGGAACCUUUACAAGGCAAUCGUGCUAAUGAAGUUUCUACAUCAUCAUCCUCAACUCCUACCCUUCUAUGUGGUGGUAGUCCAUUUGUAUCAGGAAGGAUUCCUGCCAGCCGGAUGCAUCCUGGAUUUACUGGCGCUGUUGGAACUGGUGUUGGCUGUCGAUCCUCCAAUGCAAAUUGCUCCCCGGGCGGCCCUGGGGCUUGCCGAGUCAGAUGAAAAAACUUAAUCCAUAUAAUGUGUCUACCAUGUUGAUAUAAUUAAGGUGUGUUUUGACUGAUGCCAUAGUUGGGGUUGCAAGGUUGUGAAUGGUAAGGUAAAAUGCUUGUGUGUGGUAUGAUAUUGAUGAAUUAGAUUCUCAAUCUAUAUAUUGUUUACAGUCCGUGUUGUAGGCGUGCGUCCGCCCGCAUCUAUAAUUUCUCUUCAUGUAAUCAUAUCCUUGUGAUUGAACUCUGUGAUUUCUGCUAA
Molecule: messenger RNA, 1781 nt
Organism: Andrographis paniculata
Lineage: Eukaryota; Viridiplantae; Streptophyta; Magnoliopsida; Lamiales; Acanthaceae
Product: probable serine/threonine-protein kinase PBL8
Exons: 6
Coding region: 225-1532 (435 amino acids)
Biological process (GO): protein phosphorylation
Molecular function (GO): protein kinase activity; ATP binding
Source: RefSeq, a predicted model, not a curated record